Molecule: messenger RNA, 5574 nt
Organism: Cavia porcellus (domestic guinea pig)
Lineage: Eukaryota; Metazoa; Chordata; Mammalia; Rodentia; Caviidae
Gene: Ccdc97
Product: coiled-coil domain containing 97
Exons: 5
Coding region: 2480-3508 (342 amino acids)
Source: RefSeq, a predicted model, not a curated record
GAUUUUAACAAACUGCACUUAACUAAGAAAUGUGUUUGCCCUGUUUUGUUUUCUUUCAAUAAAUGACAUGGCACCUCCUUGUAGGAAGGAAGCAGGGUUAAAACCCUAAAGUGUAACUGCAAUUGGCCUUUAAUUGGGGUGGGAACUUCUGCAAGGGGAAAUGAUUUACUCAUUUGUUAAACACUGAGGGAGUUGUGUUCCUGUCCCAGAUUUUAGUGCUAAGGAUAUCCCUUUAACCGAAAGCUCCAGUUUAAAAUAUAGUAACGGGGAGAUUUGCUUUGCUUUCCUUUGGCUUCUUGAGACAAAGUGUUCCUAUGUAAUUUUUGGGUUUUUUUUUUUUUUGUUGUUUUAGAUUGGGUUUUUUUGAGAUGGUCUCUCUUUGUAUGGCAGGCUGGCCUUCAACUCCCUGUGUAGCUCAGGCCUGCUUCAGCUUCUUGAGUGCCAGGAUUUCAGGCAUGCACCACCAAGCCCAACUGAUAGUUUUUUAAGUGGUCAUCUGUCUGUCAGUCCCAAAUCCCUUCAAGAAUAUCUUAGUAGAAGGCACCAAACAGGUCCUGUAGGCAGAGGGACAGGUGGGACCAGUGGGAUAGAUGGGCUGCUGUACUCAGAGCCGUAUGUUGGCUGGUUGUGCAGCUCAGUCCUGCCCCAGGCUUAUUGGACUUCAGGAGCUUCGUUACUAGUAUGCUUUGGAUGUCUUUUCAACUGUCCUGGACAUUGUUGGAGGCGUAGUAUGGCCAAGGUAGUCCUUUGUGGAAAUCCUGGUUCUCUCAAAGCUCCCCCUCUGUAAGGAUUGCACAUCUAUCGUCAGAAAGUAGCAGCACAGAGAUGGUGAGAGGAGUGCUUCCUGGGAAGUAACAGGAAAUGAGCUGUUAGUUGCACCUCCACAGCCUAUCAACCUCUUGCCUUAGCAGCUUCGUUUUUUCCAUUCCCUGUACAUGGUGUUUUCUUGCCCUGGAGAGACAAAUGCCAGGGUACAGGAGUGACAGAGCUCAGACCUCACAUAUGCCUCAUAGGACCGCGGAACCUUGUGAAAGGGAGGAGUCAGGGUGAUGGCGCAUGCCAGGAUGUUGAAGCAGGAGAGUAUGAGUUCAAGGCCAACCUGAACUAUGUAGUAAGACCCUGUCUCAAGAAAAAAAAAAAAAAAAAACUCAAGCUCUCAUUUGGUGCAUCUGAACAUGAGAUGGGCCCUGAGCAGCUAAAAGUGAUCCUGCUUCAGAAAAGCUGCAGUGCUUCAGGACCUGUAGUCUUGAGAUCUUUUGCAGCAGGUACCUACAUUGGGCCAUUAGUGCCCUCUGCUGGCCUUAAUAUGCCAAUGUAGUUCCCACCUACAGGAUGAAGCACACCCAGCUUUAGAUCCUUCACAUGGAGAUCUCGUUCUGCCUGUUCUCAGCCAGUAUCUGGAUUAUCAUAGCUGCCUUCUCAGAGCUCUCCAGUCCGUUACCUUGAUCCCUUGGUUCAAACCCUGUAGGACAAAGAAGCUCAAGCCAUUUAAUAAGGCUUAGGAGUCCCUGCAUGGUCUGGUACCUGGUGACCUUGAAGGCUUUCACCUCUCCUCUGAUCCAUAUUUCAGACUCAGAUCAAUGGUUCUUUCGUUUGAGAGUCAAAUACUUUGUGGAGCAUAAAAAAUGUAUGAAUAUCUGCUUUGUUCUUAGGAUUUUAUCUAAACACUAGUGAGACAUCCGAACCCUUAAGAGCCCUAUCAUGGCCUUCAAGUUAGCACCCCUUUUUGCUCCCCAGCCAUACUGAAGUGCUUGUCAUAAUCAGAAUUAUCCAUGCCAGUUAUCCUGAGGCCCUUAAGGGACUCUGCUUAGCAAGCCUUAGCUUAGGCUUCCCUUCCGGAAAGACAUCUAGUCUAACCCAGACUGGAGUACCUAACCCUCAGACCACAAGCAGGUCCAUCAGAGGUCUGGCCAUUCGUUUGUCUUUACAGGCCUGGUCUGCUCUGCAAAUCAGGACCAAAAUUCUUCCUCUAAAUGUGUGUUUAGCACCAGGUUGUGGGAACACAAAAUGGUAAGUUCUAUACUUGAUUCCAUCAUCCAUCUCCUGCCACCCAAGGACUGAUGAGUUAAGGCUUCUAAAUGUUGCUUGUAAAGAAAGUGAUAGAAUUCUAAAAAUGAGCAAAACUUGAGUGAUAGCUCCACCUCUUGGAGAUUAGUUACUAGACCGCCUUUCCCCAAUAUUAAGCACAUUAGGAGCUGCAGUAAUAGCAGCGAACAAAUAAACCACGGUUUGAGUCUCCUGGUUCUCCACGUUCAAGUAGGAGGUGCUAACUGCCUGCCUUUCUGGCUGAGGGUGGGGCCUCGAGAGAUGCACGCAUGCGCAUAGGAAGAUCCGGCGAGGAACCGGAACCUUAGUGCCCGGACGCAGUGGAGCAUAUGACUCUUAAAGCGCGCACAGACGGAAGUGGCUACUGAGUGCGUAGAGUCGAAGGUGGUGCGCUGGUCUCAGUUCGGCAGUUGACACGUCGGAGAGAUUCAGGAUGGAGGCGGUGGCGGCGAAGGAAGCGAAGGAACCCGACGAGGGCUGCCUGGAGCCCAGAUCUGGGCACUGGGGGGAGCUCAGCCAGGUAUCAGUUCCAUCUAAACCACAGGAAAAAGUGAAAGCAGCGGGGAGCACACCAGGGGCCCUGGACAGUGACGAGCCCAGAACUGAGAACGCAGCAGUCAAUGCCAUGCUGCAUGCUGUGGCUGCCAGCCGCCUGCCUGUGUGCAGCCAGCAGCAAGGCGAGCCUGACCUGACGGAGCAAGAGAAGGUGGCCAUCCUGCGGCAGCUGUACCACGAGAAGCCGCUGGUGUUCCUGGAGCGCUUCCGCACAGGCCUCCGAGAGGAACACCUGGCCUGCUUUGGCCACCUACGUGGUGACCAUCGUGCUGACUUCUACUGCGCUGAGGUGGCUCGGCAGGGCACUGCCCGGCCACGCACCCUACGCACCCGCCUGCGAAACCGGCGCUAUGCUGCCCUUCGUGAGCUCAUCCAAGGGGGUGAAUACUUCAGUGAUGAGCAGAUGCGGUUCCGGGCCCCCCUGCUGUAUGAGCAGUACAUCGGGCAGUACCUCACCCAGGAGGAGCUCAGCACCCGUACACCAGUCCCUCAGCCCCCUAGACCUGGCUCCCCCAGCAAACCCACCUGCCCACUCUCCGAUCUGCUGCUUCAGUCCUAUCAAGAGCGGGAGCUGCAGCAGCGGCUGCUCCAGCAGCAGGAGGAGGAAGAGGCUUGCUUGGAGGAAGAGGAAGAAGAGGAGGACAGUGAUGAGGAAGACCAGAGGUCAGGCAAAGAGUCAGAGGCCUGGGUGCCUGACUCAGAGGAGAGGCUGAUCCUUCGAGAGGAAUUCACCAGCCGGAUGCACCAGCGCUUCCUAGAUGGCAAGGAUGGGGACUUUGACUACAGCACAGUGGAUGACAAUCCCGACUUCGACAACCUGGACAUUGUAGCACAGGAUGAAGAGGAGAAGUACUUUGAUGAAGAGGAACCAGAGGAUGCACCCAGCCCAGAGCUGGAUGGGGACUGACAGCUGCCCCCCUCUAGCCAGCCCCCAUGGCCACCCCACCCCACCAAGCAGCUGAUGACAGACAGGCCAGCUCAGCAACUCUUUGGGGGCUAUCAGGGCACACGAACACAUAUGCAUACAUCCCACUAGCCUGCCUGGGUCUGGUCUUCUCUGAAACAAUACCACUACCUGUUUACAAGCCCUCCUCCCUUUCUUUCUUUCCCUUAUUCUCUCCAUCACCUGCUUCUUUUUUUUUUCUUGCUGUUAUUCUGGUUUAUUCUUUUGUCUCAUCUCCUUUGCCUUUUUUCCCGGUAUCUGGCCACUCUGCUCCCCAAUUCAUUUCCCCCUCUAUCCCCCUCCCUCCAUCUCUCUCCCUAUUCCUUAGGCUUUGUCCCCACAGGAGGUCCAGUCCAGGAUGAACGAGACACCAAGGCCAGCCAGUGGGGCCCGUCAUGGCUAGAACAGGCCAUUUGAUUUCAGGGUGGCUGUAGUGGGACCCAGAACAGCUCUUCCCUUACACAGGCUACCUCAGUCUUCUUCCACGGUCUGUCUGGGUCUGUGCCACUUCCCGCCUCAGCACCACCUGCCUAGGGUGUUGUGUUCCCGUCUCACCUUCUGCUUUGUUCUCUGGGCCUGUCCUUUCAGCUUGUACAUUUCCACUCCUUUCCCAGCUGUCUCUGUCCCUCUCUGUCUCAAGUUUAGCUCUCUGGGUUUCAGUCUCCCCAGGCCUGACUGCCUUGGGCAGCAGAUCCUUAACUGCUGAAUAGUGCAGCCUCCCUGUGAGCAUAACUGGGGAUCAUAGGCUGCUAGCCUGGGGGUAAGCAGGGGCAGAGAAGAGGAGCUGUCCUCCACUGGCCCCCUGUGCCCAGACAGUUUUCCUUCAUUUCCUCUGCCUGUUUCCCUCUCCUGUUUACACUCCCCGAAUGUGCACAGGCUGUUAUCAUGGGUCCUGAGUCAUCCCACACGCAGGCUGCCCCAGCAUCCCUGCCCCAGCCAGCCGCAGGGCCCGCCCCACUGAGCCCCCUGCCGCCCCAGGCUAAUGGGAGCCAGAUGGCUGCCUGUGACUCAGCCAUAGCCUGUGGGAACCCAGGCGUCCCACCUUCCCAUGCCCCACGCCUGGGCCCUGUUCCCCCAGCAGACACAGAAGAGACUGGCCGCUGUGAGCAGGGCAGGGGGAGCUACAGGCCAGGGGCUGGCAAGCGUGGGUCCUGGAACCCCUCAGUCCUAUGAGACACAGUGGCAUCCUGCCUUGUCCGUGACUGAAGGACAUUGAGAAGCACCUCUUGACCCCAGACCUGGACUCUGCCCUCGGUCAACCGGAAUCAAAACCAGACAGGCAAGUGAAAGCUGGAAGGACACAGAGGGAUUUGCAGCUGGAGGGAUUAUUACAUAGUGAAAGCUUCAGCUGCAGAGCAGUUCCGUCCUGCGCUGAGCCCAGGAGACAUGCCUGACACCACGAGGCAGCCUUGGAACAGCUCUUGAACUAGAGACCAUCAACUCUGUUUCACAGAUGCCACAGGAGGCCCUGACAGAUGUGCUUCCCAAGGUCGCUUGGCCUCAGAGGCCAGGCUGGGAUGGGAACCAAGUGCUAGAAACCUGUCUGCAAGCCAGCAUGUCAGAUGUUAGGCCACAGACUAAGGGGGGGAUGUAAGAGCAGGCAGGUGUGUAGGAAGAUGGCUAGCGCACUGCCAGACACUGCCCACCAGAUGGGACCAAGACAUCCUCGUCUAGGUCGGGGGUGCUCAGAUUGCUGGGUCACCACACCGUCCCAGGAAGAGGUGCAUCCAGUACUACUGACUCCAUGUCCCCGAGCAGCACACAACCAUGAGGCUGAAGACAGUCCAGACAGGAUCUCCAGGACUGAAGACAUUUGCCUCAGAUAUCCACGUUCAUGUUCUCAGUGACAGCUAUAGUUACUGGUACAUACUUUUGAUUGGUCUUUGAUUCAAUCAUUAAAUUUGGGGGCUGGGGAUUUAGCUCAGCGGCAUAAGGGCCUGCCUUGCAAGCAGGCAGUCGUGAGUUCGAUCCCCCGUACCGAUAAAAAGGAAAAAGACAAAAUAAAAAAAAAGGAAAAUGACAAAAAAAAA